AAGAAUUUACAUCAUUGCUCAAUGCGAAGAAAGCAGAUAUCACUACGCCUAAGUUAACCAUUAACUAAUCCUGUAUGACACCGAGAGCUGAAUUACCUAGAGUAACCUUGGCAUAGCCUUACUUCCUUCCCGUUCCUGACAGAGAAACUAAAUUAUACAUAAAUCCACCGGCACCCCGCGCUAUUUUUUUUCUUCUUCUCCAUGUCAACGAACUUCUUCCGAACAGUCCAGUCUUCACUCAGACAUUCCGUAUAUAGACCGUCGCAUAUCACACCUAUUCGUCAAUUCCACACUACAUUGCCCAGAAUGACUGUCCACAACAUCCUCACCGCCGACGCCUUCCACACGGCCGUCAAGGAGAACAAGGUCGUCCUCCUAGACUGCUUCGCGACCUGGUGCGGUCCCUGCAAGGCCAUCGCGCCUCUCCUAGCGAACCACUCGAACGACGAGCAGUUCAAGGACAUCUUCUUCGCCAAGAUCGACGUCGACGAGCUUCCUGAGCUGAGCCAAGAACUCGGCAUCACAUCCAUGCCAACGUUCAUGAUCUUCAAGGAUGGCGAGCAGCAGGAUAAGCUCAUCGGCGCCAACCCCGGCGCCCUCGUCGCUCUGCUGAAGAAGUCCAUCGCGGCUUAAUUGACCUGCGCGAAUUGGUUGGGACGGAAGAUUACCUAGGUACUUGCCUUGCUGUUAGAGCGCCAUGCGAUCGUGGCUGGUGGUUGAGAGGAUAUCCCAGAGUCGGCGUGUUUGAGUAAGGGGUUUUCAUGAUGCUCUUGCGAACGAACAUUCACUAUCCUACGAAUAGACACGGGCUUCCGAUAGCCCCCCAAUAAAUUAAAAAAAAAGACAUUGCCUAAACAAAUUCCUGGUUCUUUUUUCCUGUUGUUGAUGUGAGGCUCGGUAUAAGUCGCUGCACAUGGUAUCUGUUCCUACUGGUGGGGUCAAACUAAUUCACCAAUGAACGAGACUACAUAAGCUAUCUUAGAGGACAGAACGACGAUCGAAUAAUAUAUAUACUGCCCAGAAUUGUAAGUUGAAUGGUUGAGAAUGUAUUUAUUAUUUUUAAUGUUUAUUGGCAACACAAUCGUUUUGAAUCUCUCAA
This is a messenger RNA of Annulohypoxylon maeteangense, 1099 nucleotides long. RefSeq names its product thioredoxin-domain-containing protein. The record is from RefSeq and is a predicted model, not a curated record. Bases 202 to 633 code for a protein of 143 amino acids. NCBI's taxonomy places the organism in Eukaryota, Fungi, Ascomycota, Sordariomycetes, Xylariales, Hypoxylaceae. The transcript is spliced from 3 exons.